CGGCGCAUUAAUUCGAGGCUGAUACCUGUCGACGUCAAAGGGCCGUGAUCAACACGAUUUAUCACCGGAACAUAUAUCCUUAAAUUUUCAUUUGAAUCCGAGAAACGGUGAAGACACGAGAGACCAACAAAAAGAACACAUCUGAGGACAGCUUUACAAUACAAUAAAAAUAUGCUGCGGCCAGGUCAAAUUAUUAUUAUAGGAUUAUUUUAUCUUCACAACAUAGAGGCUGAACUUGACCAAAAUAAUAUUCUUCAUCCAGUCAAAACUGUAGAAAGUGCCACAAAAAUUCAUGGAGAAAACCCAUCAUAUUUGGUAAAGGAUUCAGAUAAAAGAAGCAGUGGCUUUUUCCGUAUAGGUAAGAGUGCAUCAACGAAGGACAAGAGUAACGACAAACUGAAGGAAAACUAUAAAUUGGAUGACAAAAGUGAAGUGGAGGAAGUUGAUGAAUAUAUUCCUGUAGAUAUUAGGAUAAUUCCUUAUGCAAAGAGUGGGUCGGGAGCACGAUUCUAUGUUCCCGUGGAAAUAGAAUCACAGAAAGAUGACGGCACUCCAACCGAAGAGGAAAAGAGAGCCUCUGGAUUCUUUAGAAUAGGUAAAAGUAAGGGAAAUGUCGGAGAAAAAAGAAAUUUCUUUAGAAUAGGGAAAUCUUUAGAUCAUGACACGAAGCACAAAAAAGCAAGCGGAUUUUUUCGAAUUGGUAGGAUGUCUCUUGACCAGAAUACAAAAGACAAAAAAGCAAGCGGAUUUUUUAGAAUUGGUAGGACACCUAAUGAGGUCAUGGACAAAAGGGCCAAGGGUUUUUUUCGAAUUGGAAAAAGUUCAAACGAUAUCGACGAAAAACGAACCUCUGGCUUUUUCAGGAUUGGUAGAAGUAAAAUUAACGACAAAAAAGCACAAGGAUUUUUCAGAAUUGGUAAAAGCAAAGGAUUUUUUCGAAUUGGAAAAGCCGUUCCUAUGGACGUCGAAAAGAAGGCAAGCGGAUUUUUCCGGAUCGGAAGAAAUCGUCCAACAGAUAUGAACAAGAAAGCAAGUGGGUUUUUCCGCAUUGGAAAGAGUAUACAGGGACAAGAUAGCGACAAAAGAGCCAGUGGAUUUUUUCGAAUUGGAAAAAGUUGUUCCGAGGAUUCAAAAAGAGCAAGCAGUUUUUUUCGUAUAGGAAAGAGUCACUCUGGAAAAGAUGAAGAGAAGAACUCAGAAAAUCAAAUCCUUUCGAUGUCCUCAACCCAAAAUCCUGAACAACAGAACAAAGAAAAGAGAGCGGGGCGAUUCUUUAGAAUUGGUAAAAGAACCCACGGUAGGAUUACAAAGAGAAGUUCUGGUGACGAUGUUUCAGCAUAUGAACAAAUGUACGAUACAGGUUAUCCAGAAGAAAACAAGAGAGGUUACAUAAGGAUAGGCAAAGUGCCUGCCUCAGCCUUCAUGAGAAUCGGCCGUCAACAUUUUCUACAGUCUCUGGUUAGUGAUCCAUUUUAUAGAAAUGGAAGGAUUCGACAGAGCUCCUUUAUGAGGAUCGGAAAAAGGAGUGUGAGAGACAAAGACUUGGAAAGAGAGCAACUUUUAGCAUUUACUGGUCACAUUCUGUAAAGUAUUUUGUAACAACGAAAAAAGAUUUAUGAUAAAAGAAACAUGCAGAUCUUUUUUAUAAAAAAGAUACAAAAAACGUCUCAAAUUACUUGCAUUUUGGCACAGAAAAUGAGAAACAUGAGAUUUCUACAAUAAUAAAGAAAGCUUAAGUAAAUGAUUUAUAUUAACAAACUUAACAAAAAGUUUACAUUUAUUUUUGUCCAAGAAUUUUCAAAAUGCCAAAUGAUUGUUUGAUCUGCUAUGUAGAUAUGCAACAAGUCAAACAUGUAGGGAAUUUUCUCCAAAAAGGCUUGAUUUCUACAUAUAUAUUAUAUCUUCUGUUAACAUUAUUGAAGUAUUGAUAGAAUAGUUAUAAAUACUUGAAAAAAGGCAAAAUUUAAACAUCAUUUUUGUAGGUAUACUUCUCUUUAUAUAAGCGAUGUAGUUUCACAUCGUUAGUAAAAAAUUACAAAAUUUGAUGAUGAAGUCAAUCCGCUGUAGCAUUUUGCAAUAAUAACCUACUGAAUUUCUUGCUGCAUCAUUAAUUGAUGCGAUCAUCAGUGUGUGAUAGAGAUUUAUUUUACCAAUAUUUGUACAAACAGUUAUUUUUUGAUAAAAUUUGCUUUUUUGAAGUUGUUACUUUAAAAGUAAAUGUUCUCAAAUAAAAGCAUUUAUGCAU
This is a messenger RNA of Saccostrea echinata, 2245 nucleotides long. RefSeq names its product FMRF-amide neuropeptides-like. The record is from RefSeq and is a predicted model, not a curated record. Bases 172 to 1587 code for a protein of 471 amino acids. The transcript is spliced from 2 exons. NCBI's taxonomy places the organism in Eukaryota, Metazoa, Mollusca, Bivalvia, Ostreida, Ostreidae.